AUGUUCUCGAUGUCUGCGUUCUUUGCCAGCAACGAAUGGUUAAAGACAAGGGCAACUUCUGCCACACGUGCUCACAUCGACCCGUCUGGGAAGAAGGACAUGAUCGCGUGGGCCGCCGCGGCCUCGGCGGCGGGCGUGGUGCUGGCCGCGGUGAGCACGCCCCUCGAGAACGUGCUCGUGUGGCACGUGGCGCGCAGGACGCAGGAGUCCCCCGCGGGCGUCGCGGCGCACUUCUUGCACGGCGCAGGGACGCGCACCCGCUGGCGCGUCCUCGUCAGUGGGCUUGCCAGGAAGUUGCCGAUGGCACCUGUCGCCGGACUGCCCCUGCUCGCCUACCAGGUCAUGCUGCACAGCGGCCUGUCGCCGGGGCCCCUGCUGACUUCGGGAGACUCUGCCCGCAGACUGGUCCCAACCUACAUGGUGCACCGCCACCGGGCCCACGGCAACUACAUCGACGCGAGGUGCAUCUACGUCAUCCACAACCUUGGGUACCAGGGCAUCAGCCCCCUUAAGGAUGGCGACUUCAACAAUUUUAACCAGCUGGGUCUCCCGCACGAGGCCUUCAACGACAUCCUCUUCGUGUACCCUCCAGAGCAGCGGAAGAACCAGUACGAGACCGGCGAGGUGGUCAAUCUGACGAAGGCGGGCAUCAUCUGCUGCGACCGUAUUCUCACCGUGUCGCCGGGGUACGCCGACGAGAUCCGAACCUGGCAAGGUGGUUUCAACCUUCAAGACCACAUCGCGGCCAAGAGCUGGGUGGUCUGUGGCAUCCUCAACGGCAUAGACAGCUCCUGGAACCCCUCCCGCGAUGCGAGCAUCGCCGCAAAGUUCAGCGCCGACGAUAUGGCGGGGAAGAAGCAGUGCAAGGAGGCCCUCCAGAAAGCGCUGGGGCUCAACGUCGACCCCACCGCCUGCAUCAUGUCGUUUGUUGGCCGGCUGACUGCUCAGAAGGGCCUCGACGUGCUUGGGGCGUGUGUGGAGUGGAUGAUUGAGGACGACAAGGACGGCAUGAACAGCAUUCAGCUCAUCAUCAUGGGCAACGGCGACGCGAGCUACGGUUACGUCAUGAUUUGA
Messenger RNA from Prorocentrum cordatum, 1074 nucleotides. The record is from the annotation of a GenBank genome assembly. Lineage: Eukaryota; Dinophyceae; Prorocentrales; Prorocentraceae.